AAACCUGACACGAGUCCACGGCCUAUCUCAAACAAGAAACCCAAUUCAUCUUCUUCCCUUCCCCGAUCCCCAAUCACAGAAUCCCUAACCCUAAAACCGCCGGCACCACCGCCGCCACGAUGCUCCGCUCCCCCGGUCACUCACCACGCGACCUCUCCCCCUCACCCUCGCCCGCCCCCUCCACUCCUCACCCCGUCUCUCCCACCCCGUCCUCCACCUCCGCCUCCACCCUCGCCACCACCUCCUCCAAGCGACGCCGCCCGGAGGUGCUCGACGAGGACGCCUACGUCGUCGCCAUCGAGCGCAUCAUCGAGAGAGACUUCUUCCCCGACCUCCCGCGCCUCCGUGACCGCCUCGACUGGCUCCAGGCCGUGCGCUCCCGGGACCCGCUUCUCCUCCGCGACGCCCAGCUCAAGAUCCUCGAUCGCCGCCGCCGCCUCCAGCGUAACGGGCCCCUUCCCACCCCGACGCCUGCCACCUCCACCGCGCUCCGCUCCCCGUCCUUCCUAUCGACCCCCUACGUCGCUCCCUCCGCCACCGGUGCAGGCGCCCCCGAGGAUGAGGACGAGGACGUCUCUGCUGCGCUCUCCCUUGACGACUUCUUCCGCCGUUACACCAGUGAGGACAACGAAUCCUUCUCGCGCAUCCUUGAGAAGGUCAACCACCGCCGCCGCGAGCGCUAUGCCCACCUCCUGGAACCUGGCGAGCAGGCUGAUAAACAGUUGUUGGAGGAUGCCAAGCGCGACAGGAUAACUGAUGGCUAUGGUACAUCAGGGCAGCCGCUGAGUACAUUGGACGGUGCCAAGUUUAUGUCCAAGAACCUGCUCAUGUACCACCCGGCUGACCGAGGGGAAGCGUCGCUCACUGAUGAGGAGCUUGCCGAGCGGCUGAAGGGCCUCACCAAGGAAAUUGACAGGUCAAACACCAGGUUCCACGGGAAGGCCCCGGUUGAAGAUGGGAAGCCCAAGGAGGAGGAGGCAGCUGCUAUUCUGUAUGCUCUGGUUGCAGGCUCCACUCCUGGAGGAAUGGCGUACCACGAUCCUGACAAAGCAAAGAAGUAUGAUUUGGAGGAUCUGAGGAAGACGCCAAAUCCGUUUUACAUUGACUCAGGGAAGAAGGCAGAAAAUGGGUAUAGUUUUGUGAAAACACCAUCGCCAGCACCUGGUGUAGACGAAUCCCCAUUCAUGACGUGGGGUGAGAUUGAUGGAACUCCACUGAGAUUGGAUCCUGAUGAGACACCAGGCGGUUCUGGGGGUAGUGAGAGGGCACAUUUCAAGAUCCCACCUCCACCUGUUCGGGAUGUGAAGGCACACCUGCUGUCAAGGGAUGCUGCACGGAAGAUAAAGGCACGUACUAAUAUGUUCCACAAGCCACCGCUACCAUCCCCUGUAAGAGGAGGCAGUGCAAGCCCCAGGACCCUGUCUCCUGCUGCUCAGAAGUUUGUGAGGAAUGCCAUCGCAAAGUCAACACGAACCAUUGAUGAGUCCCUCCGUGCAAGUUACAGAGGGUCAACACCAUCUGCAAGCACUCCAAAGACAAGGUUUUCAACAGAUCCGGGCUUGGGAUCACAGUCUCCCUCGACGAGGAAGGGUUCUACCCCUCCCUGGUGAUUUCAGUAAACCUGAAUGGUCUUCCCUGUAUUGUAUCAAAUUAUAUAGCAAAAAAGGAACUGGUUUUUAAAAUCUUGGAAGUUCGAAUCCUAAAGGAUAAAAGCGAUAGUGUCUCAAGUCGGAAGUGUCAAUCCUGAAGAGAGAAAAACAACAGGCUUCAAACUACACUAGUCGUUCCAGUAGCAUGUGAAUUUCUUUACUCAUUACAUUUCUUCGUUGAAUGAUCUCGUAUCAUAAAUUGGUAGUAUUGCAAGUCUCAUUUGUAUCAGCUGUACUAGAAGGAGUAUAUAAAUUGCUAGUGUUUGGCCCACUUUUGUUUUGAUGAUUCACGUGCCAAAUAUAUUGAAGAUAAAAAAACGCUAGUGUUUGGCCUAAGUGUCACUUAAUUUUAUUGAGGAAAUGAAGUGGAACAAA
Messenger RNA from Brachypodium distachyon (stiff brome), 2024 nucleotides. Its product is annotated as splicing factor ESS-2 homolog. NCBI's taxonomy places the organism in Eukaryota, Viridiplantae, Streptophyta, Magnoliopsida, Poales, Poaceae. The transcript has 2 exons. Gene Ontology annotation, cellular component: catalytic step 2 spliceosome. Bases 120 to 1610 code for a protein of 496 amino acids. The record is from RefSeq and is a predicted model, not a curated record.